Messenger RNA from Exophiala dermatitidis NIH/UT8656, 1239 nucleotides. Its product is annotated as beta-lactamase. Lineage: Eukaryota; Fungi; Ascomycota; Eurotiomycetes; Chaetothyriales; Herpotrichiellaceae. The transcript is spliced from 7 exons. The record is from RefSeq and is a predicted model, not a curated record. Bases 1 to 1239 code for a protein of 412 amino acids.
AUGGCGAAGAUUGCGGCCGAGGCUGUUCCACAGCUGAAAUCUCAAAUCGACGCAGUCACUUCGGACCCCGCUGGUGCUCCCGGCGUGGUGUUUACCGCGGUGAACAAGAAUGGUGAAACGAUCUUCGAGCAUGCGUCCGGAAAAGUGGGCGUGGGCCAGGAGAAGCCCAUGUCAGUCGACAACGUCUUCUGGAUUGCCAGCUGCACGAAGAUGAUCACGGGAAUUGCCUGUAUGCAGCUGGUCGAGCAGGGGAAGCUGGCGCUGGACGAUGUCGACCAGGUCGAGAAGCUGGCGCCGGAAUUGAAAGCAGUGCAGGUGUGGGAUGGCAGCAAACUGGUGCCUAAGAAACGAGGCAUUACCCUCCGAAUGCUGCUGGCGCAUACAGCCGGCUUCGGAUACGCCUUUUUCGACCAGCGUCUCAACGAUUGGGCCGGUCCGCUGGGCGUGGACGAAUUCUCCGGCUCGUACCACGACUACCUGUCGCAGCCGCUGGUCAACCAACCGGGCGAGCGAUGGGAGUACGGUAUCAACAUCGACUGGGCCGGCCAGCUGGUCGAGCGCGUGUCCGGGCUCAAGCUCAACGACUACUUCCAUCAGCACAUCUUCAAGCCCAUGGGCCUCAAGCACAUCACCAUGUUCCCAGAUGACGAGUUGAAGUCCAAACUGACGUACAUGAACGCCCGCGCUCCCGACGGCAAGCUAUCGCUCUACCUCGACGGCCAUCUCAACCGACGGCCUUUGUACGCCAAGACGAAGGAAGAGCUCGAGGCGACUUUCCACUCGGGCGGUGCCGGCUGUUUCGCCAAAUUGUCCGACUAUACCCAAAUCAUCUCCGUGCUGUUGAACGAUGGCGUCCAUCCAGGGACCGGCGCCCGGAUCCUGAAGAAGGAAACCGUCGAUCAGAUGUUUACGAACCAGAUCCCGGAAUUCCCCAACUACGGCCGCCAGGGCAUCUUCGCACCCAAGACUCAUCUUUCCAACGUCCUUCCCGACCUGUACCCAGACCCUCAUGACGUUCCGCAGGGCUGGGGCCUGACCUUCUUCCUGCACCUGCGCGAUUCGGCUGUCCACAGCGAAGGAACCGGCUGGUGGGCCGGCCUGCCCAACUUGUUCUGGUGGGCUGAUCGCAAGAGGGGCAUCGGUGGCAUUAUCGGAUCCCAGAUCCUCCCCUUCGGCGACGCCAAAAUUCUUGGUCUAUGGGCCCAGAUUGAGGGUGGAUUGAAUGCGAACCUGAAGUAA